Laccaria bicolor S238N-H82 is the source of this 2086-nucleotide messenger RNA. RefSeq lists its product as uncharacterized. The transcript is spliced from 3 exons. The coding region runs from base 1 to 1989 and encodes 662 amino acids. The record is from RefSeq and is a predicted model, not a curated record. NCBI's taxonomy places the organism in Eukaryota, Fungi, Basidiomycota, Agaricomycetes, Agaricales, Hydnangiaceae. Gene Ontology annotation, molecular function: protein binding.
AUGUCCCUGAUUCCCCCAUACGUGUGCGAUACAAUUCCGCCUGCCAGACUUGCCACCUCUGCCCUGCUAUCAGACCCUGGACCUGCCUUGAUUUUCGACCAGCCCGCCAUGUUCACCGACAACGAGCAUCAGGAUAAUGGCUCACCACCGCCAUCCCAAGGCCCUCCACCUCGUAAACUUUGCGUUCGUCACCAGAGAAUGGCAGACGAAGGCACCAAUCUCAAGUUGCAACAGUCUCUAGACGCCUUGCCUGUUGAAGAACGGGAAGCCGUCAACGCAGUCUGGUCCAAAUUUUCCUCAUCGUCACACCCCCGACGCGCUCUCAUCCUCCAGGGUCUCCUCACAAUGUGUUGUUUCUCCCAAUUAUCUUUGCUCACCGACCAGUUGGCACACCUCAUUCGCAUCGAUCCAUUCGCCAUUCUCCCUCGUGAAGUUGGCAUAAAAAUCCUUGGUUAUCUUGACGCCACAUCCUUGUGUCGCGCUGCUCAAGUCGCACGUAGGUGGAAGUGUCUUGCCGAUGAUGAUAUCCUUUGGAGGGGCAUCUGCGAACAACACAUUGGUCAAACCUGUCGCAAGUGUGGUUGGGGCUUACCCAUCUUGGAGAAAAAACGGAAAACCUAUCGCUCCCCUUGUCCUCCUUCAUCAUCUUCCUCCUCAUCGACUUUGACUCUGAAACGCGGCCACGAAGAUUCUUCAGAUCUCCCUUCUCCGCCCAUGAAGCGCCAGUGCUCCGAAACAGACUUGUCAUCUCCGGGGCGUUCCGUAGCUUCCUCUUCUCUCAUGCAACUUGACGUCUCUUCAACUCUUCUUGCACCCAACCCAGCCGCACCCCAAAGUCUACCAGUCACACGACCCUGGAAAGACGUCUACAGCGAACGUAUGACCGUUGAGAGAAAUUGGAGGCGUGGCCGCUGUACAGUUCGUACCCUCAAGGGCCACACAGAUGGUGUCAUGUGUCUCCAGUUUAGCGAAACCCUAUCUCACCCAGCCUUUCCCGUGCUAAUCACCGGGUCCUACGACCGCACCGUCCGCGUCUGGAAUCUCGAGACAGGCGUCGAACUGCAUUGUCUAAAAGGCCACACGCGCGCCGUAAGAGCCUUGCAAUUUGACGAGGUCAAGCUCAUCACGGGCAGCAUGGAUAACACUAUCAAAGUUUGGGAUUGGCGUAGCGGGAAAUGCAUCCGGACGCUAACCGGGCACACCCAAGGUGUUGUAUGCCUCAACUUUGAUUCCAACGUGCUCGCCAGUGGUAGUGUCGAUUCUACCGUCAAGGUAUGGAACUUGCGGACGGGAGGUGCAUUCACGUUGGGAGGUCAUACGGAAUGGGUCAAUGCUGUUAAAUUAUGGGAUUCAAACCCCAGCAGCUUGCAAACUUCUUCGACGGACACAUCACUCUUUGAUGUUCAAGGAUCAUCUUCACCAUUGGGAGCUUCGCUCCAGAUCGAUCCCGGAAAAAUGCUAUUCUCCGCAUCCGAUGAUGGAACAAUCAGGCUCUGGGACCUGACUCAACGGUCGUGCAUCAAGGUAUUUACUGGUCAUGUGGGCCAGGUUCAAAGCAUGAAGUUGUUGUUGGCCGACGAAUGUGGGGGUGAUCCCAUAGAGUAUGCGAUACCCGGAAAUGUCGCGUCUCGUUCCGCAUCCGAGCAAGCGGUUGACCUUGCACUUUCCUCCCCCCAACCGAUGCGCAAGAAACCAAUCCUCAUCUCAGGUAGUUUGGACAACACGAUCAGACUCUGGGAUAUCGAAACGGGCCAGGUUAUCCGGACGUUCUUUGGCCACAUUGAGGGCGUCUGGGCUGUUGCGAGCGAUAAGCUCCGUUUGGUCAGCGGUAGUCAUGACCGAACUAUCAAGGUUUGGUCUCGAGAAGAAGGUCGUUGUAUGGCGACUCUUGUCGGUCACCAAGCUGCCGUUAGCUGCCUCGCUCUUGGAGAGGACAAGAUCGUUUCCGGGAGCGAUGACUGUGAUAUUAAAGUGUGGAGUUUCAGUUAAUGAUUUGUUUUGCUUCUUCGUCGCUUUCCUUGUAUCAUCCUCGUCGUAUGUUUUGUUAGUUGCUUUCUGUUUAUCUGCCAAUCAAUUUCACGAAUUU